UAUGCAGUUAAUGAAAAAGAUCAAUAGGUAACAAAGUAAAUAGAAUAGAAUAAAAGUUUCAUUAUUUCAAAAUUAAUUUAUCUUACACGUUCUAGAUAAAUCAAUGAGUGGUUUUCUAUUCAUUCAUAUGAAAGCCUAAAAGCCAAUUGAGGGAAUAGCCACCUUGUUACAGUUGCCAAGCAACAGUUUAUGAAGUUGCCAUGGCAAAGCUGUUGCCUGUUAUUCACAGUUCUCUGCCGUGUCCCAUUAUAUUAAAUGCAAUGGUACUACUAAUUGUUUUAAUAAAUGUUGUCUCGUAACAAAUAACAGAACACCCAUAUACUAACUUACUAGGUAUUUAGUUUUUUAGAUUUGUUUAAUUGUUGUGGCAUUUGUUAUUUAGUAGAAUAAAACUAGAUUUCAAUAAUGUUAACAAGGAGAGAAAAUCUCCUCAUCAGACCUUGGCAGGAGAGGCGUUACAUCAAUCAUAGGAAUAAAGUAGAAUCGGCUCUGCCAGCGAUCGAUGUACGCCCGCCAGCACAGCGCCAACAUGUGGCGUGCAAGCUGAAGAAGCAGCAGAAGGAAGCAGAGCGGUGUGAGCGUAUACACCAGGACAACUUCACCCUGCUGCAGCACCUCAGCAGCAUCAUGAAGACCAACCGGCUGGACAACUAUUGGGUAGAGGCUCCUCCCAAUUUUCUACAUAGGGUCGGAAUAUAUCAUAUGCGAGAGUAUAAAGAACCAGAUUUAUCAACUUUGGACUUCUCUCAAAACCUCCACUCAAGAAAGGAGAGAUGUCUUGGCUGUAAUCCUAGCCUUAUGCCAAACAAGGUUCGUAUUCCUGAAGAGAGAGUGCCAUGGGAGGCUCCAAGAAAACGAAUUUCAAGAAGAAGUUCUUCUUUUAUGAAUGAGUCCGACAUUUCAGAUAUCAAAGUGAGUACAAAGAAAUCAUCGAGUGAGUCACCAGGUAAGAUCAACACAACCCCUAAGAGUGGACAAAGUUCAGCAGACUUGAGGUUCCCCCUGGUGGAGACACACAGCAUAAGCCUCAAGCAUGGGGCUCUUCAGCUAGUGGUCAACUUUCCUCCGCAGACAACGGUCAAGCUGCGCACUGGCCGCUCUGAGCGACUGCUCCAGUCCGAGUAUUGCGACUGUUCUCGGGCCUCCGAUAAUGGUUCUGUCACCCAAUAAAAUAUUCCUCUUAA
Homalodisca vitripennis (glassy-winged sharpshooter) is the source of this 1184-nucleotide messenger RNA. RefSeq lists its product as uncharacterized. Lineage: Eukaryota; Metazoa; Arthropoda; Insecta; Hemiptera; Cicadellidae. The record is from RefSeq and is a predicted model, not a curated record. The transcript is spliced from 5 exons. The coding region runs from base 406 to 1170 and encodes 254 amino acids.